Diorhabda carinulata is the source of this 3004-nucleotide messenger RNA. RefSeq names its product tudor and KH domain-containing protein homolog. Gene Ontology annotation, molecular function: RNA binding. The record is from RefSeq and is a predicted model, not a curated record. The transcript is spliced from 7 exons. NCBI's taxonomy places the organism in Eukaryota, Metazoa, Arthropoda, Insecta, Coleoptera, Chrysomelidae. Bases 358 to 1746 code for a protein of 462 amino acids. Gene Ontology annotation, biological process: spermatogenesis.
AGUGUAAAUGCGAGUGCUGGUGUAGUGGUAGAGUAAAAAAUAUGUACAGUAUAAAUGUCAUCAGCGAUUCUAGAUAUUCCAACUUACACCUCAAUGGGGUAAUUGUAACCCUCAAAUACAUGAGUUUUCAGUAUUAUUUUGCUAGUUUUCAAAUUGGUUUACGUAUAUUAUUACAUUGAUAAACUACAAAACUUUGGAGGUUUCUGAAAAAACCAAUGAACUGUAUACUACGAUUAUGUAAUUCAUUGGUAAAAAAUACUAUAGAUUUAUCUAUGGUAGAAUUAGAAAGUAAGGUUAGUGUUAGUGAUUGAAUCAAGUAUCUAUUUAGACCUUUUAAAUUUUAAAGGGGUAGAAACUAUGAGUGUUAUUAAACAAUCGUUAACGGUAAUUCUUGGACUAACAGCGUUGGGGGUUUCGAGUUAUGUAUUAUAUCUUCUAUUUCGUAAAGACGAUGAUGAAGACGACUAUACAGAUACUUACGCUAAAAUAUCAAAGUUCAAAACACACCAAAUUAACGUUCCUAAAAAUGUUGUACGCUCAUUAAUUGGUAGAAACGGCAAAACUAUCAAACAGAUUCAAGAACAAACCGGUACAAACAUUUAUUUCAGAGAUACCGAUAGCAGUGAUUAUAAAUUGUGUUUAAUAAAAGGAUCAGUGGAGGCUUGUAAUCUUGCUGAAAAUUUAAUACAAGAAUUCGUAACGAAUCAACCAAUUUUAGAAAAUGAAGAUAUAUGGAUCCCUCUAAGCUCUAUCGGUAGAGUAAUAGGGCGAAACGGGGAUCAAAUAUCCGAACUUAGAACGUUAUCUGGUGCAAAAAUAACAGUUUUAGAUGACGACCGAGGUAGAAAUUCGAAACGUAUUUCCAUUAAAGGUACCAGAGAGCAGAUAAAUUUGGCUAAAUCUUUAAUAGAAGAUGUAGUAGACAAAGCUAUGAAACGACAAGAAUUUUUAGAAGCAUCUUUGGCUAAAAGAGAACCGAGAGUACCACCAAAAUCGCCAGAAGGUGCUUCUAGAAUCGUCGAAAGCCCCAAAGUUGAAAAAAUGUCUCCAAUACCAGGACAACCGGAAACUCCUUUUGAAAUAUACGUUUCUGCUAUGGUAGAUCCGUCUCGGUUUUGGGUACAAAUAGUCGGUCCUAAAGCUACUGAAUUAGAUUGUCUAGUAGAAGAAAUGACGGAAUAUUAUGGAAAACCUGAAAAUAGAGCUUUACACGUAUUAGGAGAAGUCAAACAAGGAGAUCUAGUAGCUGCUACGUUUCUAUACGAUAAAAAAUGGUACCGAGCCGAAGUAUUAAAAAUAAUAGAAUGCGAAUCGAAACAAGCAGAAUUAUAUUACGUAGAUUACGGUGAUACGGAUACAGUAUUAUGCACAGAUUUAUACGAACUCAGAACCGAUUUUCUGAGACUCCAUUUCCAAGCUAUCGAAUGUUUUUUAGCCAGAGUCGAACCGAACGGUGAGAGUUGGUCGGAAGAGGCAGUGGAUCGUUUCGAAGAAUGGACUCAUGUGGCUCAAUGGAAAAAACUUUCGGCGAAAAUGAACGGGUACAGUGUAAGGGAGAAGACGAGGGCGAAACGGGAGGGUUCCCCCGUUCCCGGUGUGGAUUUAUACGGGAUAGAAGAACACGACAUUGAUAUAGCUGAGGAAUUAGUCAAAUCCGGUUUGGCUGUAUUCAAAAAAGACACUAAUUUGUUAUCGAGCAGUAGAACUACCAGCAACAGUAAUAUAAGCGUGGCUAGUAGUUCUUAGGAUUGGAGGAGAUUGAGUGUUGAGGUUAUUCGAAAAGUGUAAAAACUGAUCGUGAGUGUUAAAAAAGUGGUUAUAGAAGAAUUCGAGACUUUUGUGGAAGUUUAAACCCAGUGCUUGAAAUGCUGUGAAAUUAAUCUAAAGCUAAUUCAGUGGAUAUUUCUUAUUGCCAAAAUAUUUUUUUCAGGAAAAGUUUUUUUGAUUUACUAGAAUUCAUCUUAAUCCAGUUUCGUAGCUUAUAACUGAUGCAAUAUUUCCACCACAGUUUGUUUUUAUCUCUGCCAUAAAUAUAUUUCGAAACAUUUGAACUACUGUUAAUAAUACAGAUACUAGUAAGGAUCUUCAUGUAGUUUUUUCUCUGUUUUGUUGAUAAAAAUGUUUUCUACAAUUAUAUAUCCUUUUUUUCUGUUUCUUCUGCUUUUUUGAGUAUCUUAUUUGAUUUUAUCACAUUUCAAUUGAGUUUUUUUAAAUGUUUUUUGCUGUUGUUCACAAUUUGUUUCAUCCUGAUUGAGUUUUUCUAUCGGUACAUUUUAACUAUUGUUAAUAAAACAGAUACUAGUAAGGAUCUUAGUGUAGUUUUUUCUUUGUGUUAUUAAUAAAAAUGUUUUCUACAAUUAUUAAUCCCUUUUUUCUGUUUUUUUGGUAUAAUUUUUCAACUUAUUUGAUUUAAUCACUUUCCAAUUGAGUUUUUUAAUACUUGUUGCUGUUAUUCACGAUUUGUUUCAUUCUGAUUGAGUUUUUCUAUCAGUACAUUUGAACUACUGUUAAUAAAACAGAUACUAGUAACGAUCUUCGUUUAGUUUUUUCUCUGUGUUAUUGAUAAAAAUGUUUUCUUGGUUAUAAUUUUUGAAAUUAUUGGAUUUAGUCACUUCAAAUACUCUCCACUUUUUUUGUUUUGUUUUCUUUUAAAUUUUUGAAACCAUUCUCUUAAAUCAAAAAUCAAUUCAAAUUUGAUUUCAGUUCAUUUGAACUACUACUUUUUGUGCUUUUAUUGGUAGUUUAAACCCAAUGCUUUAUUUCGAGCUCUGAAAUUAACACAAUGUUGGUCUUUCGCUUAGAAUUUAUUUUUUCUUAAUCAAAAACUUAUUCGAAUUUGAUUUCGGUUCAUUUGAACUACUACUAUUUGAUGAUACUUUAUUGAUAGUUCAAACCCAAAUUUAAUAUAAAUACAAGGUUGGUCUAGUACCUAAAUAUGAGUACUAAGGAAAAUUUUACUUCCAUUUUGGAUUUUUUUAAAAAAAAUUAAAUUUGUUGAAGAAAA